This is a messenger RNA of Aspergillus pseudoviridinutans, 915 nucleotides long. RefSeq lists its product as uncharacterized. The transcript is spliced from 2 exons. The record is from RefSeq and is a predicted model, not a curated record. NCBI's taxonomy places the organism in Eukaryota, Fungi, Ascomycota, Eurotiomycetes, Eurotiales, Aspergillaceae. Bases 1 to 915 code for a protein of 304 amino acids.
AUGGAUCUCUCUACACUCGAAGGCCCCCCGAUCCGCAAUCCCCGGCUCGCCGAACCGGCUGGCAACAUGUCUGUUCCUCAGAUACACCUCGACCAUGCCUUCUUCGCCAGUCCAGAAACAGAAAGAUUCCACCUCCUGCAAAGACCGGCGUCCGCAGACGCUCAUGCCCUUCCUCGCCGAACAAAGUAUCUCAACCCGGCCUGCAUCCGCCACACAGCACGGCCCCAACUUCGAGUCCAAGCAGGCCCGGCAGUCGAACCCGACUCAACUGCCCGGUUUAGUUCUAGCCAUAAUCUCAGUCACGGUCACAGCCAUAGCCACGGCCACAGCUAUCGCCACAGUAACUCAGAUCUCUCCAGCUUCUCGUCGGCGCGGAGCCGUCCUCGCCGACUCACAUGGGUCGAAAGCGAGAGUAUCUGGGUCGUCACCAGCCCCUCUACCGGCUCCCCGACUUCUUCGUCAACAUGGGGCGACGUAAACUGGUCCGCGGCCGCCUACCGCCCCCCUCCGCUGCAGCAUUCUCGAUCAAUGGACAUGACUCCCACCCAUAGUCAGUCCCACCCGGAGCCGGACGACCUCCCGCCCCCGUACGAACGGCAUUACUUUGACAGACCUCUUCCUCUUCUCCCAUCGGAGGCAGGGAUGGUUCCUUCGUCACACUGGCGAAUCGCGAUGGACGGAGAUCGCGCGGCGGAUGAACCGCACUUCGUUUGGGUGAGCUUUGAGUUGGGAUUGCAGGCAUGUACAGAGUUGUUGCGACAGAAACUGGCUGCUACAGCAGUGAACCCUGAACCGGACAGCCGGCCGGUUGGUCGAGGCCUAUUGACCGGGGACCUCCCUACUUCACCCGACUUAUGGCGGAUGCUUCAAGUUGGUGAAUACGAGUACUAUGAGAAGGUCAACAGCCGAGUAUGA